AUGAGCACCCAAGACACCCUAAGACCUUCUCGGCGAUUCACCCUUCUCACAUCUCGUCUCAUUAUUAUGCCGACGCCAUUAGCCAUCUCAAUUCCAUCUUAUGUUAGUCUGUACGCUGACCUCCAUGCUAAUGCCGCUUUCUGCAGCAUGGGGUUCGGUAGUGCUUUCCCUGUUCAGAAGCGAACCCAAGAACAGAUGCAAGAAGUGAUUGCCACGCGAGACAUUGCGCGAUCCUGGGACAAGAGAGCGAUUGGCGAUUUUGCAGUAGGCCGACGAUCAAAGUUACAAAUUGAGGAUACAACAGGCCGAAAACUGGCGGAGGCGACCAAUACAGUAGUGGUCAUCGAUGGAAGUGACAUGGACGGUGUUUAUCAGACGCUUGACGACAUUGAGUGGCUGGGUUACGCGGGCGUCCGUGACGCUACUACAACCUCUCUUCCUCCACGCAAUGCCUCGGAUGCUCCGCUACCGCCAUGGGAAGAGAUGGUUGAACUGCGUUACGGCGUUGCACCAUCCUGUUGGGGCCAAGGCGUAGCUCGCGAAGCCGCGGAAGCAGUCAUGCAAUGGGCAACCACUGAAAGAGGUGUGAAAAGAUUCAUUGCUGAGACAGAAAAAGAAAAUGCGAGAAGCGGAAGAGUGUUGGAGAAGAUGGGGUUCAAGAAGAGUGGUACUGAGUAUUGGAAGGAUGAGGAUGAGGUGGAGUGGGAAAGGGAUGCCGCGAGUCUUUGGUAG
Molecule: messenger RNA, 732 nt
Organism: Alternaria arborescens
Lineage: Eukaryota; Fungi; Ascomycota; Dothideomycetes; Pleosporales; Pleosporaceae
Exons: 1
Coding region: 1-732 (243 amino acids)
Molecular function (GO): acyltransferase activity, transferring groups other than amino-acyl groups
Source: RefSeq, a predicted model, not a curated record